CUGACAGUCAUAAACAAGGAUGCCUGCUGAACCUCCACUGGAAUCAUGUUUCACUGCAGGAAUCUGCUGGAAGUACGUAAGACCAGCAACACUAAAUGCCUGGCUUCUGGUUGAGGCCAGUUGAGUGCUUGUAACUUGAAGGAAGCAGCCUCUGUUUGAAAAACAGCCAGGAAUAUUGCGGGGGGGGGGGGGGCUACAGAUACAGUAGUUCAGCUCCUCUCUUGUUCAUUUACCUUUGGAGAUAGAAAAACAUGCAAGCUGUAUUCUGUCCAAAUGCUCAGUAAUAAGUGCUAUAAUUAAACAACAAAAUGCAAACAGAUAAGCCAAAUUUAAAAUGACACACAAUACAAUAUUCCUAAAAUGCUCAUCAAGCAAUACAGUAGGUCCUACCUCACCCCACUUAAAGAUGGGCACCACACAGGAGGCAGAACUGGCUUAUGGGAGAAGGAUUAAUCCCCUGAAUAUUUCUCAUUCUCAAACAGGCUCCCCCCCCCCUUUGAGUGGUGUUUUUUUUAAGCCUAUUAGCAGUGGUGAGGCCUAGUAAGGGGAAAGAAUGUGGAAACAGUCCUUUUGGUGACUUGAGGAUUAAUGCUUGGAGGAGCAGCCCCACUGCCCCCUAUGGGAGUGUGGGAAGAACUUGCGGUGGUGCUUAAAGUGACUGUUUAGUUGUGUGGAAAGGCUGUAGGCCUAAAUAGUUUCUAUCCAGAAUAAAAGGCAGGUUUUCCCCUUGAGAUGCUGGGUCUCCAUAAAAACCCUAUAUGAAAACCCUAUAUUCUCCUGAGGAAGCAGCAACCACUUCCCUCAUGUGUGAAAAGGACAAAGAAGCGCUCUUAAGGCUAAGCAAUUUCACUAAGUACAAAAUGAAGGAGAAACCUUAAUAUCUCCAAGAUUCCAAUGAAUUGCCAAACACUUCAUCAUCAUCUAGUUUCCCAGUUGAGACAAAUGCUUGUUACCCUAUAAUGCAGCCAGAGAUAAUUUUUGCCAUCUAUGCUACUUACACAAUUUAAGCAUUUUUAUUGAUGGGCUGAAAAUGAUUUUCUGCAUAUGCGCAAACGAGAAAUUAAGAUGAGGAAAAUUGACAGCACUAAAGUACGGCCCAUGAAAUCUGAGCAGCUUCUCCGUAUAGAGGACCAUGAUUUUGCAAUGAGACCUGGCUUUGGAGGGUCACCAAUACCAGUGGGCAUUGAUGUGCAAGUGGAGAGUAUUGACAGCAUUUCAGAAGUUGACAUGGACUUCACAAUGACUUUAUACCUCAGACAUUACUGGAAAGAUGAGAGGCUGUCAUUUCCUAGUACCAGAAACAGAAGCAUGACUUUUGAUGGAAGACUAAUAAAAAAGAUCUGGGUACCUGAUAUAUUUUUUGUCCACUCCAAAAGAUCUUUCAUCCAUGACACAACUAUGGAGAACGUUAUGUUACGUGUCUACCCAGAUGGAAAUGUGCUCUUUAGCUUACGAAUAACAGUUUCUGCCAUGUGCUUCAUGGACUUCAGUAGGUUCCCACUUGACACUCAGAACUGCUCUCUAGAACUGGAAAGCUAUGCCUACAAUGAAGAAGACUUGAUGCUGUAUUGGAAGCAUGGCAAUGAAUCUCUUAGCACAGAUGAGCACAUUUCCCUUUCCCAGUUCUUCAUUGAAGAAUUCAGUGCUUCUAGUGGUCUAGCAUUCUAUAGCAGUACAGGCUGGUACAACAGACUCUUCAUAAACUUUGCCCUGAGGAGACAUAUUUUCUUUUUUGUACUACAAUCCUAUUUCCCAUCUAUGCUGAUGGUGAUGCUGUCAUGGGUCUCAUUUUGGAUCGACCGAAGAGCUGUUCCUGCAAGGGUAUCACUAGGUAUAACUACUGUGCUGACAAUGUCAACCAUAAUCACAGGAGUAAGUGCCUCAAUGCCUCAGGUGUCUUAUAUCAAAGCCGUGGAUGUAUACUUAUGGAUCAGCUUUCUCUUUGUCUUCCUGUCUGUCAUUGAAUAUGCAGCUGUAAAUUAUCUCACAACAGUGGAAGAAAGAAAACAGCUGAAAAAGAGAGGAAAGGCUGCUGGAUUGUAUAAUAUUGAUGCAGUGCAAGCAAUGGCCUUUGAUGGCUGCUAUCACGACACAGACACCACUGACAUUGACCUGACCACCUUUUCAGUCCCUUCUGAAGAAAGUUCAACACGAGGGCAAGCACCCAGCACCCCCACUCUAGAUGCAGCUCGCAUCAAGAGGAAGAGAUCCUUGAAAGGGAAUGUGGGCAGGAUUAUUUUGCAGAACAAUCAUGCCAUUGACACAUACUCCAGGGUUAUAUUUCCUACUGUAUAUAUUGUAUUCAACUUUUUUUACUGGGGUUUGUAUAUAUGAAUGAUUAUAACUGAUAUAUUUUUCAUAUGAGCACACCAGAAAUGCAUAGUAAAAUACACAUGCCAUGAUCUGUGUAGGCAGAGAUGCUUUAGAGUUUGAACAAGAGAUUCUGGUACCCAAAUAACAGGUUUUUCUCCCUGCUUGCAAAAUCUAUUAUCUAAAAUGGAAGUCCCAAUGGCUCUGCGUUUGUUAUGCACUCUGGGCUAUUAUUCCUAAAUGAUAGGUGGUUUUAAGCUAGUUUGUAUGACAGCAGUAUAAAAUACCUAUUUCUGCUGUGUGAUGCACAGGAUUGGUAGUUAUGCAGCUUCCCACAACGCAGCCAUCUAGCUUACAGAACUAUUUUAAAGCUGCCAAGAGUGGCUAGACCUACACCAUACAACACCUAAAUCUUCCCUCCUCUGCCAACGUUGCCCACCACUCCCACCUAUGAUCCAGACUAGUGUUAUACACUCAGCACUAGGAUCUUUCUCUGAAUGAUUUCACCCUUCACAUUGCUUCUUGCUUACUUAAAAAAAUAUAAAGCUCAGUAGCCUUCAUUCUUGGAUGAUUGAAGCUGACUAGGAGCUGACUUUGGAAGCUGACUAGGAGCAAAAUUAGACCUGGUGCUGGAGAACCUAACCACAGACUGCCUGAGUUAUUAUAAUAUAGCAGCUGGUAUUCUAUCCAGCCAUUGGAAGGUGCACGUUGUGGAAUAACCACAGAUAAUCAAUUUUAAUUGAAGGCUCACAACAGGAAACUAUGGUAGAAAUCUCUGAAAUAGUAACUAGUAUAAAUGCUAUUCUGCUCAAUUUAAUUAAGGCCAAGUAAUUUCAGUCACUGCCAUAUCUGUAAAAAAUAUGGUGGCAGCCAGCAGUAGCUUUACAGUCCAAUCCAAUGCAUGUUUACUCAAAAAUUAGCUCCAGUUCUUUCAUUGGGACAUUAUUCCAUAUAGGUAUACAUAGGACUGCACUCAAAACUACAUAUUGCAUGUAUUUUCUUCUAGACCAAAGGAAUCUAGGGAGACUGCAAGUUUAAGUGAAAAAUGGCAGGCGUAUAGGGGCUAUUUAACCCUUUUUCCUCUGAUUAUUUUUCCAUUCCAAUUAUCCCAAGUGUUUUUUUCAAAGGGUGGGGGCACAUCCAGGAAAUUAUACAUGAAUAUGUGUCCUGUUGUGUUUGAUUAGUUAACUGAGGAACUCUCCCAUUAUGCUACAAACUGGAUCAAUUUCCUCAAAGAAUACUGGCCCUUAAAAAGGUCAUAAGGAGGCUGCAAGCACCUGUUGCUAAGUAGGGAGAAAUCUUACAAAACAUGUGAACCCCAGAUGUAAAGUGGAAGAUUCUAUGGUUUUUUACAUUUAAGUUCUUGUGAACCUCUUAUCUCCUUGACAUCUCUUUGAAAACCAUGCUGGAAAUUUUUCUCUUUCUUGCUUCUGAGCCAAGUCAAAGAUCCCAUACAAGGUAUUAAUCAUAUAAUAUAUAUCAGAAUAGAACUGCUAUUAAGUUUAACCAAAUCAGUUGCAACUUUCCUAUUCUUUGGGCUCAUCCAUCCAUACCUUUGCUCCGUGCUUUCUAGGUCCAGGUCCAGGCUUUCCAUGGAAAACCCAAUUGCCAUUUGCUCUGAUUCAGCAGUAAAACGCGGGCCUUGCUGGGUAAAGCACUGGGACAAAAAACACACACCAUACACACACAAACACAGACCUGGAAAGUUGAGAGCUGUGCCUAGAAACAUGGCAUAAUGUUGUAGGGUAACAAUAAAAUGAAGUGUGGAUGAACGCUUUGUUGCAAUCACACACAA
Molecule: messenger RNA, 4105 nt
Organism: Podarcis raffonei (Aeolian wall lizard)
Lineage: Eukaryota; Metazoa; Chordata; Lepidosauria; Squamata; Lacertidae
Gene: GABRR3
Product: gamma-aminobutyric acid type A receptor subunit rho3
Exons: 10
Coding region: 1045-2334 (429 amino acids)
Biological process (GO): monoatomic ion transmembrane transport; signal transduction; regulation of membrane potential
Cellular component (GO): neuron projection; GABA-A receptor complex; synapse
Molecular function (GO): GABA-A receptor activity; neurotransmitter receptor activity; extracellular ligand-gated monoatomic ion channel activity
Source: RefSeq, a predicted model, not a curated record